Molecule: messenger RNA, 9567 nt
Organism: Nerophis ophidion (straightnose pipefish)
Lineage: Eukaryota; Metazoa; Chordata; Actinopteri; Syngnathiformes; Syngnathidae
Gene: pgap1
Product: post-GPI attachment to proteins inositol deacylase 1
Exons: 26
Coding region: 166-2967 (933 amino acids)
Biological process (GO): endoplasmic reticulum to Golgi vesicle-mediated transport; GPI anchor metabolic process
Cellular component (GO): endoplasmic reticulum
Molecular function (GO): phosphatidylinositol deacylase activity
Source: RefSeq, a predicted model, not a curated record
UACUGUAGCCAUGGCGCUGGAGGUUUCAGUUGUAUCCAGGGUGGUGUGACGUCAGUGUAAUGUGUUCGCUAACAUUCGUACUUCCGUGCUCAGUUUCAUUUGCACUUUUAUCUAGUGCAAAUCAUUCACAACAUUGAAAUGUUAUGUAUUUUAUAGAACACAACGAUGAAUCUAAGGACGGUUUUAUUUUACGUUUGUGCUGCGAGUUUUCUUGCUGUUGGCCUAAAAGAAUUAUUGACCGGCUUCGAAGACAACCGUUGCAGUAUGACCUACAUGUUUGAAUACCCUCAAUACUUGCGUGUACCGCUGCCUCGGCGUGUCGCCAGACUGUACCCGGCAUAUGGUCUCUACCUGUAUGGAGAAGGGCGAUAUGCACAGGAGACACGAGAACUUCAUCUCUUUGGUGUGCCGCUGCUCUUCCUGCCUGGAAAUGCAGGAAGUUACAAACAAGCUCGUUCUCUGGGCUCUGUGGCCUUGAGGAAAGCAGAACGCAUGGAAGGAGGUGUCCACUUCAAUGUCUUCACUGUAGACUUCAAUGAAGAACUUGUGGCGCUGUAUGGCGGCAGUUUACGGCGACAGACACACUUCUUGCACGAGAGCAUCAAGGCUAUCCUAAAACUUUACAAGCACUUAAAGACGCCCCCUCAGAGUGUGGCUCUAGUGGGCCAUUCAAUGGGUGGUGUGGUGGCCCGGGCACUGUUCACUCUGCCCCAUUUCAACACAAAACUGGUCAAUCUCAUCAUCACCCAGGCUUCCCCUCAUGUGGCUCCAGUCCUGGCAAUGGACCCAUAUCUGCUGGAUUUCUAUUCUUCUGUGAGCCAAAAGUGGUUGAAGCAAGCAAAGAAGCUGAAGAACAUCACAAUCCUCUCAGUUGGUGGUGGUUACCGUGACUACCAAGUGCGCUCUGGUCUCACAUCUUUACCUUCCUCCCCUCCAGAAGACCCAAAUAAGUUGUCUGUGGUGGUGACUGCAGUUCCAAGGACUUGGGUGUCCACAGACCACCUGUCCAUAGUGUGGUGCAAAGAGCUUGUUCUUGCUACAGUCCGAGCUUUCUUUGACCUCAUCGAUCCGGAAAGCAGACAAUUGACAGAAGACCCAGAGAAGAGAAUGUCUGUACUGAACCAACAUUUCCUUCCACACUCAAUACCAAUGUUGGGAGACACAGAAGAAAUCUCCAUCACUGUUGCAGAUGCUGCACAAGUGUGGAGUGAAGUUAACACUCUGCGUCUGACUUACAGCACAACAAAGGAAAUCGAGGUCAGACACUUCUUAUUUGCCCUUUCAAGUCGCAGGAAAACCUACAGUCAUUUCUACUGUCGCAGCAGUAAUUUGGACAAGAGUAGUUGGGUGUAUGGUUGCACGCACAGGAAUGCUUCUUCAUGUGUGCAUGCAGUGGAUUUGUCAAAGGGGACUGAGCUUUUGCCACCAUAUAAGGUGCUCACACUGAGUAUCAGUGACUUGUCUUCAUUCACUCAUUUGGUGGUUUCAGCCUCCAACCUAAAUGGCAAAAGGUUCAUGGUGGAGUGUGAAUGGCAAAGACAGAAAUCUGUGAGUCUGUCAGUUCCUGUUCCACAUGUGCUCUCCUUUGGUUGGACUGUCAGUGAUAUCACCAUCAACCUCACUGGGCUUCUUCACACCAUUGAGCUGCAACACUUUAGUCAGGUCUAUCAGGCUUUCAGGAUUAGUGUUGUAAGUCAAUGUAAGGCCCAAAAAGAUAGACUGCCCAGCGUCUACAGAAUAAAAGUGCCAUGGUUUUUGGAAGACUCUUUAACAACAGCCAGUGUGCCAUCAGUGACAGAGAUCUCUGGGACGCUCCACACAUGUAGUCCAGACAAUGUAUCAAGUGUCCACCUUCAGCUCCACACUGCCCCCAACUGCCAAUAUAAGGUGUCAGUCAGGACGUCUUUACCCAUGGUGUUGGGACAGGUUUUGAGGUUCUUUGGCCCCAUGGUGCCAACGUAUACCAGUGUAACACUUCUCCUGGCCUGUGGGGUUCAGCUCUGCUCCCUCCUGACAUCACGUCAACCUGCAGCCACACACCUGUUGCUGGGUCAAAGCUUCCAACCCCAUAAAGUCAACAUGCCUGUUUACUUCAUCCAUGUCAUAUUAAGUUGUAAAUGGGCAAAAGAUGUGUGGUCACUGCUUGGCCUUCCCCCAAUGGAUGUGGCCCCACCCACCUUCCCUAAUGAGACCGUUAAUGAGGGCAUGACCGCAGGCCUAGAAUGGCCACACCUCCUCCACCCUCUGCUCUACAUCUUUGGGGCAGCUGUUGCAUUUUGGGGCAGCACACUGCUGACAGUCAUCACCCGCCUGAUGUCGCUUAUAUUAGCUGUGCUGCACAGACCCUCCAUCUCAAGUGAGUGUGGUACACUACAACUGCGGACUCAGCUUCUUGUCACUCUGCUUCUGACUGUUGUGGGCGCAACAUGCUGUGGAGCAUUGUCAAUCUUUGCUGCCUUUCUGCUGCACCUGUACAGAGUACUAAGACUACAGAUGACUGAAAGGUACUUGAGUCACAUUCUGAAUCUGGUACCUCAAAAGCACAAAGGAAAUGCACAUUCCAGUAAGGCCAAAGAAUGUAACGGCACAUCCGCCCUGCUGUCAGAGUUGGCUUUACAAGAGGCCAGAGAUGACCUGCAGCUUCACCUCACCUUGUGUGCACUCUUCACUGUACCUGUAAUGCUCAGUACACCCUCACUUUUACACUGGAUACGCAACUUGAGGUACUCCUCCCAGCUUGAACCUGACCCCUGCUGGCCUUACUUUGUACCUGUCAUUUUUGCAUACAUGCUGCUUAUUAGCGCCAAUGCUUCCAAGCUCAGCAAUAGUAAACUGCUGAAUCUGACUUCCUUCCUCCCAUUACCUGUGUCUAUCGCCAUGGUGACCUUCUCACCGCUUCACCUGUACAGAGUGACCUAUUUCCUAUUGGUAGUCCUUAUUCCACUGGCGUUGUGUUGUGUUUUCUAACGGUAUUUAGCGGCUGUUGUGAUUGGAGCAGAGCUGCAGAUGCACAUUUGCUUGGUCAAUGUUUGCAUGAAGACCUUUUACAACCAACACAGUGGAGGUGAUGGCCGAUCAGGUAGACUAUUUAACCAAGCUUGCCUUAUCUUGUACAUCUAAAGCUCUGCUCUAUAGCUAUCCUGUACUUAUUUAUAGCUAUCCUGAAUAUCAAUAGCUCUGCUCGAAAGCCAGUCUGCCUUCAACAACAAGCCACUACACACCUUGUUAAGAUAAUGUUGGUUGGUUGCACAGUCAUCACUGCCACAGUCACUGAUGCUUCUUGCAUCAAUGGCAACCUGGGCGAGGCUCCCUUCCAGCGCUCAUCACUCCAGAUCACCUCCCCACAACACAGGGAUAGAUCAUAUAUUAACAUAUGGGACAAAGUGAAGGUUCUGUAUAUGGAGUAGAUUUAAUUGUGUGGAUGCAUGAAGAGCACAGCUUAAUGCAUUUAUUUAACUCUAAAACCAGUUUAUUCUCAAGAAAAAUCGCACCCUUUUCAGAACCACUACUGAUGAAGACACAAAAACCCUGGCUUCAUCAAUGGCGCUCUGUGCGUGAUACCUGAUGAACAUAUGCCAGAGAUCACCCCUUUCCUCACAGAUUAUGUGAUUUGCAAAUAGCGAUGGCUCAAAUUGUAAUUCAAAUGUUUUCUCACUUCCUUGUCUACAUUUACAGACAUGUCCACUUGUGAUGUCUAAUUGUCUCUCUUCAUACCUGUCUCCCAUGCCACUUUCCGUAAGGGGCGCCACAAAUAUCAUGUCCAGUAAGCGUGGGCGAUAGUACUGAUUUAAAUAGAGGGUCAGGAUUGCAGAUACCAAUACUCUUUACUUCAAGAUCAUUAGAAGAUUUUGUGAUUUUGCCUUUAAAUAAGAAUAAAACAUUUGACAAAAAAUAUAUAUUUAUCAACAAACAAUAUAUAAACAAAAUACAACAAUUUACAUUAUCAACAAUAUAAUAACAUUCCACUUAUUAAAUACAAAAGUUUGAAUUAAUUAAAGUCUGAAGUAAAAACUACUAUUGGUUGUAGAUGAUGAUAAACCAAAUGUGUACAACACAACAACAAAGAUAUUUGUAAAAAUUACAAAAAGAAAAACUAAAAAUAUAAACUUUUCCAUGAUGUCGCUUCAAACACUGCCUCAAAUUACAGGGCACAUGGCAAUAGCUUCACUGAUAAACCUCCAUCUUUUUUUCUUUAGCGCUACCUUCAUAAAUAAUUUCCACUACACCAAAGCAGAUUUUUAGUGGGAGUUUGUUGCCUGUGGCAGUCGUGUGCCCUCGUGGAGACUGGCACAUUCCUCCUGUAUGGACACUUGUGUUUUAUUUGCUGGAAUAAGUUUGUAACACCCACACUCAGCAGCACACUUUGAUAUUACACUACUGAGUGAAAUCACAGUGGCAAGUAUUGGCUGCACAGUAUUUGGAGAGUCAGUCAGGUUGACCAGUUUUGUCCAGAGCUGUCAGUCUUGGGUUGGGCUUGCCUCCAGGUCUUUUCCAACCUGUGGCGGGACAUUAACAGGAUUGUGUUGUUUGGUCUGGACUCUGCUGGCGGAAAUGAAAUACCAUCUUAUGCGUGUCUGUGCUGUGAGAAAGGAUAAAGCGUGCAGACGUGUAGGCUCUCAUAACUGGUUCAGACCACCUGAUGUUCUCAUUGGUCCCGAGGGGAUCUUAUUUUUUUGUUGUUCAAAGGAUAUCUUUCCGAACCAUAGAGAAGGAUCUCACACACGGUGAGAGAUUAUAUUGUGUUGCCGAAGUGGUUUCCAGAUCGAUUGUAAAGUUAAUGAUCUGUGGAUGAUCUCCGAUUUCACGUCUAAAUCUUGGCUCACAGUUGAGGCCAGAUACACAAAGAUUUGGAAGUCACAACAGGCUGAACAACUUUUUCACCUAUCACAUGGAUCCUUCACUUUAUCUUAGACCAACUUAACUGAAGGCCAAGCUUCUCUGUCUCUUCCACGUUGAACACAAUGAUAUGGUCAGCAUACUCCAUGUGGAGCGGGUGGUAGACACACUCUUGGGAUCUUUGACCAGGUGGUCUGUGACACAAUUAAAGAGGUUUGGGGGGAGCCCAGAGUCUUGUUGCAUGCCACUGAAUAUGGUGAACCACUCAGAAUCUUUGCUGUGUCUAUGUAGAGACAGUUUUUUUGGGAAUGGAAGAGUUUUUAAAGUUUAAAAGGUACCCUGAGAUCUAUGAAUCUGUUGUAAAGAUGGUGGUCCUAAACUCAUGGGAUUAUUAUUAUAUUGUAUAUAUUAUGAAUGUAUUAUAUUUACUUACUGUAUAGAAGGUUUUUUUGACUGCUGAUGUAUGCAUAAUUGCAAAAUUUCUGUUUUUUGGAUUUGAGUGCAUACUGCAUAGAUAUACAGUAUAUUUAGAAAACAAGACGUGAGAACUGUAGCUGCCUGAUGAAAUACAUGCAAGUCUGUACUUGGUAAGCAGGCAUCCUUGUUUGAAUUUAUGUGCCUUCUAAACCCCCAGAAUGUUCACACACUUUUUUCCAAGUUGCCAUAAAUGUGCGGCUGAAAGAUGUGUGUCAUUUAUCUACUCAUUCAUUUUUAUGGCUGAAGUCUUGUUGUACUGUGUGGAUAUCAUUGUCUCUCCUGACUUAUUAGACAAUUUAUUUUUCUUAGCUGAUUAGUCUGUGCCAUGGGUCUGUAACCCGCAGCUCUGGAGCCGCAUUUUAUCCCACUGUUGUGACUCCAGCUAGAUUAUGCUCUUGUGUAAUGUAGCCACUACGCUGUCCCUUGAGGCACCGUCAUGAGUCUUUCAAAGGUCUGCAUCAGCAAUUCAAUUCUCUGGGCAGUGUUUUCUGGUGAGAAACCAUGACACUUAACAUGAUUGAUCUUGUUAGUUUCCUUUUUUGCUAAUAAACAACGGUAACUAGAGAGGGAUUGAGAGUUAUUGGAACUGGUGUUAUUUACAUACUUUAAUUGCUAACAAAGAAAACAUUUUUGCAAAGGUGGGCAAUAAGCUUCAUGAUUGAACCGCAUCAACACAGGACGACUAAAAGCCAACCAAUUACAGUCUUUGCCGCGUCACUGUUACGUAAGGUUAGACUUUAUUUUAGGCGAUCAUCACGCUACACAAUCACAUUUGGAGGGGCACAGCUCGCCUUGACACAGCAGUUAUAUCUAAAGAAUAGAGCAAUAGUACAGAAACAUGAAAAUACCAAGUAAAUGAGAAACAUACAGCAAAUUAGAUGUUUGACAACUAGUGUUAGGCAUAUUGCUGUUGCAUAAUAUUGGCAUUCCACACCCAACUUAAACUACAACCCUGUUUCCAUAUGAGUUGAGAAACUGUGUUAGAUGUAAAUAUAAACGGAAUACAAUGAUUUGCAAAUCCUUUUCAACCCAUAUUCAAUUGAAUGCACUACAAAGACAAGAUAUUUGUUGUUCAAACUCAUAAACUUUAUUUUUUUUUGCAAAUAAUAUUGAACUUAGAAUUUCAUGGCUGCAACACGUGCCAAAGUAGUUGGGAAAGGGCAUGUUCACCACUGUGUUACAUUACCUUUUUCUUUUAACAACACUCAAUAAACGUUUGGGAACUGACAAAACUAAUUGUUGAAGCUUUGAAAGUGGAAUUCUUUCCCAUUCUUGUUUUAUGUAGAGCUUCAGUCAUUCAACAGGCCAGGGUCUCCGCUGUCGUAUUUUACGCUUCAUAUUGCGCCACACAGAUGGGAGACAGGUUAGGACUGCAGGCGGGCCAGAAAAGUACCAGCACUCUUUUUUUACGAAGCCACGCUGUUGUAACAUGUGCUGAAUAAUAACUCUCAAACCUGUAUGUACCUUUCAGCAUUAAUGGUGCCUUCACAUAUGUCUAAGUUACCCAUUCCUUGGGCACUAAUGCACCCCCAUACCAUCACAGAUGCUGGCUUUUAAACUUUGCGUCAAUAACAGUCUGGAUGGUUCGCUUCCCCUUUGAUGACACAAUGACGAAUAUUUCCAAAAACAAUUUGAAAUGUGGACUCGUCAGACCACAGAACACUUUUCCACGUUGCAUCAGUCCAUCUUAGAUGAUCUCGGGCCCAGAGAAGCCAGUGGUGUUUCUGGAUGUUGUUGAUAAAUGGCUUUUGCUUUGCAUAGUAGAGCUUCAACUUGCACUUGACAAACUGUAUUUAGUGACAGGGGUUUUCUGAAGUGUUCCUGAGCCCAUGUGGAUCACCACAGAUCGGUUUUUGAUACAGUGCCGUCUGAGGGAUCAAAGGUCACGGUCAUUCAAUGUUGGUUUCCGGCCAUGCCGCUUACGUGGAGUGAUUUCUCCAGAUUCUCUGAACCUUUUGAUGAUAUCAUGGACCGUAGAUGUUGAAAUCCCUACAUUUCUUGCAAUUACACUUUGAGAAACGUUGUUCUUAAACUGUUUGACUAUUUGCUCACGCAGUUGUGAAAGACUGAGCAUUUUUUGGGAAGCUGUUUUUAUCCCCAAGCAUGGCCUCCACCUGUUCCCAAUUAGCCUGCACACCUGUGGGAUGUUACAAAUUAAGUGUUUGAUGAGCAUUCCUCAACAUUAUCAGGAUUUAUUGCCAACUUUCCCAACUUCUUUGUUUUGAUUGAUUGACUGAUACUUUUAUUAGUAGAUUGCACAGUUCAGUACAUAUUCCGUACAAUUGACCACUAAAUGGUAACACCCGAAUAAGUUUUUCAACUUGUUUAAGUUGGGGUCCACGUUAAUCAAUUCAUGUCACGUGUUGCUGGCAUCAAAUUCUAAUGUUAAUGAUUAUUUGCAAAAAAAAUGUUCAUCAGUUUGUACAUUAAAUAUGUUGUCUUUGUAGCAUAUUUAACUGAAUAUGGUUUCAAAAUGAUUUUCAAAUCAUUGUAUUCCGUUUAUAUUUACAUCUAACAUUUUUUACCAACUCAUAUGGAAACAGGGUUUGUACUAUGGGGGAAUAAUCAUCAACUACUCAAAGUGUUAAUCAUGUAAUGCACCAAUAUUCAGUUCAUGGACAAGGAGAGAUACAGCCACCUAAGCACAUUCAGUCACUGUAUUUACCAUAACUUAUUAUUCAGAAUAAUUUGCCUAGAACUGGUGAUAACAUCAUAAAACAAAAAUGCUGCAAAGUUGGAUCUUGACUAAUUGUCAGGUGGUGACAGGUGUUGGUCGUUACCUACAGGGAAACCAUUAACCUUAUUAGCAUUAACUUCAUUAUAGUGAUCAAAUAGGUCUUGUGGCUCCAAGUGGGUUUUGACUUAGUAGAAACUGGCCCAAAUGGCUCUUUAGGUCCAAAAAGUUGCUGACCCCUGUUCUAUGCUGUAUCGCAGUUCUAUUUAGACUUAUUUUUAAUAGUACACAGCAUUUAUUUUCAUUCCACUAAUUUACAUACAAGAUAGCUUACCAUCACAGGUACUGUUGGAUAGCUUACGACUCAAUUUGUGUAUACAAUAGAGCAAAGAGUGGCAUUUUAAUCAGUGAUAUCAUGCUGUGAGUGUGAUAUUAUGUGGUUGUGCAACAUUUUGGUGCAGCUGGUUGAAGAAGGCAUCCUUAAUGUCUUCAUCAAUAAGCAACAAUAACAUUAGUGCAUGAGUGCUAACACAGGUUUCUACACCAUAAGGCCCAGCUGUGUCCCAGACCCAUUCCAGAUGUAGAAGUGGUCGCCUGCUGUUGUUUCACCACCAUUGCUCUGCCAUCGUGAUUCGCAAUCCCGCCAGGGUGACUAUAUAGCGGUAGCUCUCAGGACAGCAGGGUGGCUGCUCCAGGCAGAAGAUCUGUCCAUUCCACGUCGCAACACAUGUUCUCUGACGAAGGUUGAGCCUUACUUGUUGGUUGAGGGCAUGCUUGGGUCCAGUUCCAGGUUGUUCAGUCCCAUUUUUCUGAUUGGUUUUGUAACAACAUUUCUCCUGGGGUGGUUGUUAGCCCUCCCGUGAUACUUACAAAUGGUGGGGCUACCAUCAAAAGACAUUCCCACGUUCCACAGUUUGUCCAUCUGGAACCUCCCUGAUAGACCAGUCUGUCAAUUGUGAUCCUGCAAGUGGCUCUAGCUAUAGAUGGAAACACUCUCUGCAUCAUCAAAACGCACUACUCGCUUGCCAUGACAAGGCCAGAUCCAUGUUGUACUGUACAUACAAUACACUUGUGUACACUUACAAGUGUUUUUAAUGAAGAGUAUGACAUAAUUGUACAUAUCCAAAAUAUACAAUUAAAACUAGCAGUAUAACACAACUCAAAUAUGGUGUGUGUGUACUUGCUAAAAGCCACAAAAUUUAAAAAAAAAAAAGAUUUUCAAUGCAUUACAAAUUAUCUUUAUAAUUAGGGUGUAGUGAAUCUGACACCUUAUCUCACUGACGACGUUUACCGUUCAGCCACAAUGUGACUUUUUAUUUUAUAAUGAAGAGUAACAUGAUCCAAUAAGUGUAGUUGUAAUGAACAAUGUAACACUGGUGAAAUAAUAAAAUUGUGGGAUUUGUAAAACGUAGCAUCCAUCUUGUUUUGUGUAUAUGACAAAGCAAGCUGCCAUUCAAAUUAUAAAAAACAUUUUGCUGUGAAGGAUGAUGCUCAGGAUUACAUUACUGUGCUUUUUAUAUCAGGGUUUAUGUAACAGUGUCAAUGUGCCACUUUUUCACACAAUAAACACUGGACAACAA